CUCAGCUUCGACAAGAUCAAAUCACUUACUUCGGAUUACCUACUGGAGCUUCUCGUUCACACUACACUUGUUUACUGCUACCACUCGUUCGGUCAGUUUUAAUCGCAAUGCCUCCUAGUCGAGCGGCUCUUGUGGCUCUGGCUCUGUACCUCAGUGCCUCCAUGGUCACGUCCCCCGUUGGGGCUAGCCCAGUCGCAUUGCAGGCCAGAGCUCCCGCAACUAAUGAGCAAUCCGUCGGACUCAUGACUACCGGCGGUUGCUCUCGUAAAAGGGCGAUAAUGGCAAUGGGAGGGGAUGAACCUGGCCAGGGCGAUGAUGAUUGCGAUGAUAAUGGCAGUGGCAGCAACGGCGGCUCCAGUGACUCCGACAAUGACUGGGGCAAUGGUAGUGGAAGUGGCAGCAGCGGCUCCAACGGCGGCUCUGGAGGCUCCAGCGGCUCCAGCGGCUCCGGGGGAUCCAGCAAUAACAAUGGCAGUGGCAGUGACCUUGACAACAACGGUGGCUCCAGUGGCUCCGGCAGCGGCAGCGGCAGCGGCAGCGGAAGCAACGGCGGCUCCAGUGGCAGCGGUGGCUCCAAUGGCUCUAGCGGCUCCGGCAGUGGAAGCAACGGCGGCUCCAGCGACAGCGGUGGCAGCACUUCUGGCAAUAACGGCUCUGGCAGCAACAACAGCGGUUCUGGUAGCCCCAGUGGAAGCUCCGGCAGCAACGGCAGCAGCGGAAGUAGCGGUAACAAUGGUGGUUCCAGUGGUUCCAGUGGCUCCGGCUCCGGCUCUGGCUCUGGCUCCAGCAACGGCAGCGGCAGCAACGGUAGCAACGGUAGCUCCGGAGGCUCUGGAACUUCAGGCUCUGGCAAUGGCAAUGGCAGUGGCGGCAGCGGCAGCGGUAGCAACGAUGGUUCUUCGAACGAUGGCGCGGACGAUGGCGGCCCCAGCAGCUCAGGUGACUCGGUUUCCAGCAGCAGCAGUGGCACGAACAAUGGCAGCAGCAACACCGGCAGCGGCUCGGCCAUCUAUCUCAACAAUGAAGGCAGCAACAACAGCAACACUAGCACGGAGGAAGUCCAGCCUGACAAAGACGACGAUAACAAGUCCGCUAUUAGCGGUAUUUUCUCUACCGUCGGGAACCUGAUUGACGGUAUCCUUCGCCGCUAGAGUGAUGAACGUGAGGGUGUCGUAUGCAACCGGCAUGGUGUUGACACAGCACGGUGGCAAGAAAAACUUGUGAUCGU
Molecule: messenger RNA, 1228 nt
Organism: Aspergillus ibericus CBS 121593
Lineage: Eukaryota; Fungi; Ascomycota; Eurotiomycetes; Eurotiales; Aspergillaceae
Exons: 3
Coding region: 108-1151 (347 amino acids)
Source: RefSeq, a predicted model, not a curated record